Messenger RNA from Alternaria incomplexa, 5166 nucleotides. RefSeq lists its product as uncharacterized. The coding region runs from base 1 to 5166 and encodes 1721 amino acids. The record is from RefSeq and is a predicted model, not a curated record. The transcript has a single exon. NCBI's taxonomy places the organism in Eukaryota, Fungi, Ascomycota, Dothideomycetes, Pleosporales, Pleosporaceae.
AUGGCAGCGAUAGAUUUUGCGCGGCUGCGCAACCAAACGAUGGCCGAUGGCUUCGACAGCGAGGUCACGGUCAACACCCGGGCUUUGAUAGACAAAGUUCUAGCGCGUUACUCCAGCGAGCACACAACCUUACGAGAAUUGAUACAGAAUGCUGCAGAUGCGAAAGCAGAUCAAGUCAUCAUCAAAUUCGAGACCGACCCAUCUCUUACUGUUCCUACACCUCAAGGCGCCGAUGACCCUAUUCUACUGAAGCACAUCAUUCAACAUCACACCCUCAAGCGACUCGUUGUUAGCAACAAUGGUCAACCAUUCACGCCCGCGGAUUGGAGUCGUUUGAAAAGCAUCGCGGACGGUAAUCCGGACGAAACGAAGAUUGGGGCUUUCGGUGUCGGAUUCUACAGCGUGUUUGCCGAUUGCGAUGAGCCCUUCGUCGUUUCAGGAGACAGGACUAUGGCGUUCUACUGGAAGGGUAAUAUGCUUUCAACCAAAGCUGCCCCAGUACCGACUGAACAUGAAUCGAGAGACACCAUUUUCAUGCUGGAAUACCGGCAAGCAAAAGUCGAAUCUGCGUCUUACAACCCAUCAAAGCUUCCGAAUCUGCCCACGUUGUGUCAGUUUCUGGCCACGAGUCUCACGUUUGUUGGUCUGCAAAGUAUCGAGCUUCACGUGGACGACUACGUCGUUGCGUCGUUCACCAAGAAGAUAUCACCUCCAGAAAUGGUCCGUGUGCCUAACGGACUGAAGACUGAGACCGAAGGCGGCUUGAUGCGGGUGACUGAUGUCACGCAACAACACUCUCAAAUUGAUGCGGCCUGGAUGAACGUCAUUGCUACUGCUCAGAUACCCCCAAAGAAAGCUGCCGACCUCGUACAACAAGAAGUUCGCAACGCAGGUACCUCAUUACGGAGUUUCUUCUCGAAAUUUGCAUCGGUGCCUCCUCCGCCGCCCACGAAGAACGUCAAACCCGCGGCCGAGAAGACCAAUACUAUUGAAGAGAUAGCAGGCGAUUCGACUGGCACCAUCUUCUUGCAAGUAUGCACUGUGGUGGCGGCCACUAAAGUCUCACGAAAUUUCGCUGCGGAGAUUGAGCGCGCAACCAAGAAGUCACCUCCGAAGACGACCAAAAUCGCUCUUUUGACUUGUCCAUACCAAGAUCCGUCAGCCACGCUGGCCACGGGCUCUGGCAGUUCAGCUGCGCUUGCCGACAAGAUCUUUGCAGAAGUUCUUCCCACAAAAUCUGGACGGAUCUUUAUCGGAUUUCCGACUGCCCAGACGACUGGCUACCUCGCGCACAUCUCUGCGCCAUCUCUUAUCCCGACGGUUGAGCGCGAGAAUGUCGACAUGAACGCUCGCUACAUUUCUACCUGGAAUAUUGAGCUUCUGCGCGUUGCAGGGUUGGCCUGUCGCAUCACCUACGCAGCAGAAUUGGCAGCUUUGCAGACCCAAUUCGGCAAGGAACCCAUAGAGACUUUGAUCACGAAGACUGCUUACGUGUUCAAACAAUACACGGCCAAAUCAUCGCACCCUUCUACAUCCCUUGGAGAUAAGAUCGACGAGGCGUUCUGGAAUUGUUCGAAAGAACGAUCCAUCGACAUCCUUUCCACCAAGGGCGUCAUGUCCAGUAAGCGUGUGCGUAUGCCUGCAGAAACUCUAAGUUUCCUGGGAGAAGUACCCAUGGUCCCACAAGAACUCGCGAAUGCAGCAGUCGACUUCAUGCUCAAUUUACACAAUCGCGGUUUCAUCACAGAGCUUACAAUGCAGGAUAUUCGUCAAGGAUUAGAAUCACGAGCACUCAGCGAGGAUGAACUCUCCGAGUUCCUAAAGUGGUGUGGAUCUAAGCUGGAAAGCGGCGAAAUCGAUGUGCCCGGCUCUCGUAGCUUGUUUGAAAAUACAGUCGCUAAUAUCGACAUUGAGCCAGAAAAGAACUCUGGCAGGAUACUGGCUUUGGGCGAUAUCAGCACGUUCGUUAACCCAGCGCGUAUUGGUGCACAUCUACCUCUUCCGCCAGACACUAUUCCUUUCACCUUCACCAGAGGCAUGUCGAUCAAACAACUGCAACUCUUCGGCUGGGUGGAAUUGUCAAUGGUUCGCUGGCUUCGACACAUGACAACACGUCCGCAGCUAGACGAAUUUACCAAGGACGAAAACCUUGCUCUCUCUGUGCUAACACUGACAUCCAAGUGCUGGGAACAGCUCGAUGGAAAUUCCAAGGAGACGGUUGUCAAGAUUUUGACCCCACACACAAUCCUGCCGACGAAGAUGGGCAUGCGACGCCCGGCGGAGUCGUACUUUCCCACUGUUAAGCUCUUUGACGAUCUGCCAACCGUGACACCGUUUGCAGGCUCAAAGGAGAAGUUCCUAUUGGCGCUCGGUGUUCGGAAGACCAUCGAUCUUCCUAUGGUGUUUGAUCGAAUGCGCAGUCGCGACGCGCAACAGUCCGAGAAAUCCGAGAAGCCGACUUGGAAUCACGUUGACCUUAUCCGCUACUUCGCGUCGGUCAUAAACGAAAUACCUGCGAAGGAUCUUAGUCGUCUACAGCAGACAGCGUUCUUGCCUGGAGAAGGUACUCUAGUAAAACCUGGCGAGCAGUUCAAAGCUUCAGACCUUUAUGCCCCCGACCCGGCUAUUGUAGCUCUAGGCCUGACUCAGAUCAAGCUGCCUUUCGAAUUCAAGCCCACUACACGUGAGGGUGUAUUGCUGCUGCGUCUUGGACUACGACAGUGCCCAGAUUCCAUCACCGUCGCAAACAUACUCCAUCGCGCCGGUCAAGCCAAGGAUCUCCAGCUGUACAUGCGUGCGAUGGAUUACCUGUUAACGAACUACUACAAGAAUAACUACGCUGUAGAGCAUCAGAAGUUCGCUGCCCUCACCCUUCCGAUUUUGCCGACAGAACAGGCUCCCUUCCCGGCGUUGGUUGGUCCGUUCCAGUGCUACACCAAUGAGCACGCAGCAUGCCUAGGAUUUCCCAUUUUAAGAAGCGAUCUUCGGAGUCAUGCCGAGAAGCUAGGGGUUCAGCGCGAUCCAAGCAUAGGCCCAUGUGUUCAAUACCUCAUGAAGACACCUCCCAAGACUAAGCUUGAUGCAGAAAUGCAGUUUGCCUAUCUUGCCUCGCGCGGAUCCGAGUUGGAUCAAUACAAAGGGCUCAUACAGAAUCUCGCGACUUCCAACAUCGUACCAAUCUUUCGGAAGUAUUACCUUGACCCCGCUUGCAGCGGAUUUGAAGACAGAUCCAAGAACCAAACUGGCAAGACCGAGAUGCGCAUCCAUCACUACGAUCCACCCGAGCAUGUUUUCGUGGGUCGUGAUCAAGAGUACCGUGGCAUCCUCGAUUACGUUCACUAUGGCGCGGAAGCUACAGUCUUCCUUCUCAAGGUUGGCGCAAAGCACGAGCCGACUACUCAUGAUCUAGCGUACCUCCUCGCAAAGAAUCCUGCUCGGUUCCUCAACACCAUUGGGCAAGAGAAAUAUCUCGAUUUGCUGAGAAAGCUGGCCGAACAUGCUCCGAAUCUGUGGAAGGAUAAGGAUUUGGUCAAAUCACUUAUAGCAUCGAGGUUGCUUCUUGGCUACCGCGAUAUCAAAGAGGAUAGUAAGAACGUCGCCGAUGCAGGCGAAGACGACAUUGAUGAUCUUGAUGAGGACAACGUCCACCGCGAGUGGUCGCUCAACAAAGCUGGCGAGAUCGUGAUUAUCGAUAACGUUAACUAUAUGACCCGGUUCCGCGACUUCAUCAUCGCAGCUCCACAGGAAGAGCUUCUCGAAGAGUUCUACGCUCGAUUCGGUGUCCAGAAAGUCUCGGAGCUGGUCAAGACUGACCAACGCAUCGGCACAGUAGCGCGCGACCAGACACCUGCUCAAGAUCUUCGACGAGACAUCCUGGAGCGUGUACGUCUCUUCCUUCACGAGUAUGAACGCGAUGCUUCUUCAAAAGCUAUCAGACAUGACGCCAAGUGGCUGGGUUCUAAUCUGACGGUGCAAUGCGUGUCAGAUAUCUCCAUCCGUUAUUCUCUAGCGGAACGAAAUGUCGCAACAUCUUCACGUAAAUCGGCUGUUAUCAUCAAGGUGCGUGGUACGGGGUACGUGCUCAGCAUCACGCCGAAAUACGAUCUGUACGAGGUGUCAAGCGAACUGGUAAGGCUACUCGUAUCGCGGCCGAAGCGCAACGACGCGAUCGCGCUGGAGCGCAUCUUGACUGAGCCUCUACGCCGACUCCAGCAAAAGGGUAUCAAUGUCGAGCGUAUUCUACGAAAAAAAGAGCAUGAAGCGCGUAUCGCCAAGCAAGCCGAGCAAGAGCGCGAAGAAGAGGAACAGCAGCGAGUUGCCGAACAGGCCAAGUCGGGUCAUGUCAAGUCUGAUGAUAGAGAGAACAUUCCACCACCUGAGACCCCCGAGAAAGGCAAGCAUAUGCCUGGUGCCUUUGGUAGUCCAGAGGGUGGCAUGGAGAUCGCCAAUCACGGCCGCCAACCAGAGGAGCAGGGUCUCAUCAACAACUGGGCGAAGAAGCUCGGUUUCAAGAACGCGCCUAGCGCACCUGCCUCCUCCUCCAAGGGUACAGACGGCCCCCAGAUCAGUCGCGACAUCCAAGCCACGAAAUCGAACAUCCAGAAUGCUAUCAAGGAGUGUCGGCCCACUGGUAUGGAGAACAUCAACACCAAACAUCACCAGGACCCGACAGAACUCGACCGUGGAGGUUACUGUACCGGCGAACAAUGGGAGAACCUGCACAAAGCGUUUUCGGUGCCUUUCUCUGGCCGUCACGUCGACAUCUACUAUGGCCGCGACGAGACUGCACCGCUCACCGACCUGCAAUCUCACCUCCAAAAAUUCCUACCGCUCAUCUUUGGCCUCACAUCAAUCUUCAGCGUCAACCCUGCGGCGGUAAAUAUCUUCCUCGACAAGAAGUCUAACACGGUGGCGUUCAACAUGAACGGUAGUCUGUUCUUCAACCUUGCUUGGUUUAUCGCCUUGCAUAGCGACGGAUGCCAGACUAAGGAAGGGAAGCUCACAGCUCUGGACAGUUGGUUCUGCACGUACUGUCACGAGCUUGCGCAUAAUCUUGUGGCUGACCACAAUGCGCGACAUAGCUGGUACCAGCAGCAGAUAAUCAUUGAGUAUAGUCAGCAGUAUCGAGCUGCACUGGAGAACUUUACACAGGGUCUUUUGAUAUAG